Erythranthe guttata (spotted monkey flower) is the source of this 1693-nucleotide messenger RNA. RefSeq names its product putative pentatricopeptide repeat-containing protein At3g49142. Gene Ontology annotation, biological process: RNA modification. Gene Ontology annotation, molecular function: protein binding; RNA binding. Lineage: Eukaryota; Viridiplantae; Streptophyta; Magnoliopsida; Lamiales; Phrymaceae. The record is from RefSeq and is a predicted model, not a curated record.
AUAUUUUGCCAAUAAACAGAAAAUGAAAAGAUCGUUCUUUUCAUCAUCCAUUUCUGCUGCGCGCUACUGCAGCUUGUUGCUGCAUAGAUGCAUGAAACCGAAAGCACUGAAACCCUGCAAACAAAUACAUGGCUUAAUGCUGACUCAGCAUAUCGACACGAAUGUUUUGUCGCUGAGUUCAAAGCUCAUCGGCGCAUACGCAUGCUGUCAGGAUCUGACGUCAGCCAGGCUUCUCUUCCGACAAACUCCGAGCGCCAACGUUUUCGCUUUCAAUUGGAUGAUUCUGACAUUGACCUUUUUAGGGUUCCACGAAGAAGCUAUUGGGUACUUUUCGUUGUUCCGAAAAUCAAGAACCAACAGCGCUUGUCCGAACGAGUACACUUUUCCUGUAAUCUUGAGAGCUUCUGUUGGCUUGCUGAAUGUGGAAUUAGGGAAGCAGGUCCACGGCCUGAUUCACAAAACAGGUUUCGAGGAGGAUCUAUCAGUGUGCAACGCGUUGAUCGAUAUGUAUGGGAAGUGUCGGAAGAUGCACCACGCACGCGAAGUGUUUGAUGAAAUGUCUGAAAGAGAUGUUGCAUCCUGGACUACAAUGAUCUGUAGGUAUGCCGACAGGGGCAACACCGAGGAGUCUGUUGUUCUGUUCGAAACAAUGAUGUCACAAGGUGUGAAACCGAAUGAUUAUACAUGGAACGCAAUUAUAGUGGCACACGCCAGAACCGGAGACUGCAACACUGCUUUCGAAUUUUUUUCUCGGAUGAGUAAAGAAGGAUUAGUCACCGAUUUGGCUACUUGCAAUGCCAUGAUUUCAGGUUUCGUUCAAAGCCAAAGGGCAAUCGAAGCUCUAGACUUGUUUCGAGAUAUGUUAGUCUCCGGCUUUAUCAAGCCUAAUCAAGUGACACUAACGGGGCUUCUCCCUGCAUGUGGAAUGAUCGGUUCAAUUCGUAGUGGCAAAGAAAUUCAUUGCUUCAUAUACAGGACGAAUCUUGAUAUCAAUGUAUUUAUCGCUAGCGCUCUUAUCGACAUGUACUCAAAAUGCGGGAGUAUAGAAGAGGCUCGGUGUAUAUUCAACACCAUCCCCAGAAAGAACACAGCAUCAUGGAAUGCUAUGAUCGGAUGUUACGGUAAGAACGGAAUGGUCGACUCCGCAAUCGAACUUUUCGAAAAGAUGAAAACCGAAAAAGUAGAACCGAACGAAGUCACUCUGACCACCAUUCUCUGUGCUUGUAGCCAUGGCGGUUUGGUGGAGAAAGGGUUGGAGAUAUUUACGUCAAUGGGCUCGUUAUACGGUGUUGAAGCGAAUAACGAGCAUUGCUCGUGUCUUGUCGAUCUCCUUUGUCGGCACGGGAGAAUGGACGAGGCUUGUGAAAUUGUGAAACGGGUUGAAUUUGCGACAGAUUCGAUUGUUGGAGCUUUCCUUAACGGCUGCAAGAUCCAUGAAAGGAGAGAUCUUGCUCUAGAGAUGCGCGAGUGGCUAAGAAUCGAGAUGAAAAAGGGCGGCGAUUUUGUGACGCUUUCGAAUAUAUAUGCUCGUGAUGGUGAGUGGGAAGGUGUCGAGGAAGUGAGGGAAGUGAUGAAGGGUAAAAGAGUCUAUAAGGAGCCUGGUUUUAGUUCCAUUUAGGAAGAGUAAAAUUCGAAGGUAAGUAAGUAAUAUUAAUCUAUAAUUGAUUAAUUUUUAUUAUGAAUUAGUUUUGUA